AUGCAGCAGAAGGUAUGGCGCCCGUUGCUGCUGCUCUUGCUGCUGCUGCUGCUGCUGCUGCUGCAGCAGCAGCUGCUGCUGCAGCCGACGGCGGGCUUUAGGCGGUGGCAAGCUGCAGUGUCUGUACACCACAGAACCCCCAACCCAUGGACUGCAUGGGCUCACCGUAUUCAGCAGCAGCAGCAACAGCAGCAGCAGCAACGGCAGCAGCAGCAACAGCAGCAGCAGCAACAGCAGCAGCAGCAACUGCUGCAGCAGCCAGUUCACAUGCAUGCAUCUUCUACUUUAUUGAGCUGGCAAUUCAACAGGGUCUCCUCCUCAGCUCUCAGCAGCAGCAGCAACAACAGCAGCAGCAGCAGCAUUGGCAGCAUUAGCAGCAGCAACAGCAGCAGCAGCAGCAGCAGCAGCAGCAGCAAGGUACCAGAGCGUCUAUCUGUGUUGAUAGACAGGCUGACGGCUCUUAAAGACCCCAGGGCAAGGUGA
This is a messenger RNA of Eimeria mitis, 483 nucleotides long. RefSeq lists its product as uncharacterized. Bases 1 to 483 code for a protein of 160 amino acids. The transcript has a single exon. The record is from RefSeq and is a predicted model, not a curated record. NCBI's taxonomy places the organism in Eukaryota, Apicomplexa, Conoidasida, Eucoccidiorida, Eimeriidae.